GGGGAACAAGACAGUUCCUGCUGUGGAAAGAAACAGAGUGCAUGGUUAACAGGGAGUGAAGGAUGAUGGCCUGCGGAGCUCAGAUGCUGCUGUGCCUCAUAGCUCUAGCUGUCCUGCCACCUGACUGGCUGCUGCCUGUGGUCACUGCUCAGGAACCUCCUGAAGACACAACAGUUGUGCCUGAUCCUGGAGAAAAGGUAGAAGACGGGCCAGAGGAUGAUCAUAUAGCACCCCCUGAGUGCCACGAAGAGCAAUUUCCUUGCACACGUUUGUACUCUGUUCAUAAGCCUGUGAAGCAAUGCAUCAGUUAUUUAUGUGUUACCAGUGUCCGUCGAACAUACAUGAUAAACAAGGAGAUCUGCUCUCGUAUUGUCUGCAAAGAAGAUGAAGCCAUGCAGGAUGAGAUCUGCCGCCAGCUGGCUGGCCUACCACCACGCCGCCUCCGCCGUUCUGGUCAACCUCAAAGACCACUCUGCAGACAGGCUAAGGACCAACAACGGAACGUUAUUGAUCCUCAGUGAACAACACAUUGUAGGAAUGUUUCAGAGGAGGAGGAACUGAAACUGAAACAAUCUGCUAGUGACAACCCAACAUAAGCUUGCUUUCUUCCCACUUUCUUGCCUUGUGAGAUGUUCCACUGCUGGGAGCUUCCUUGCCUGCAUGUCACCAGUGGCAGUUGAUUUCACCUUUGGAAUGUGAUACUAAGACUUUCAUAUGCUCUUGCUAAUGUGUCACUCUUGAUCAAGUGCUGCUUAUAUAACACAACAUAUACAUACAUAUGCAUAUAUCCAAAGAUAUGAAGCAAGCGAGAUCAUGCCAACCCCAAUGCUUGUCUUGUCAUACUCAGUUCCAGAUCCAGCUUGCCGAGAGAUACUGUCUGUGACAUAUCUGCUGCUACAGUUAAUUUGCAUAGGGCUGAUAAUGCACAGUUCUUGUCCUUGUCCAUCUUGUGUCCAUAGACAAGCCACCCUGCCUAAAGGGAUGGACAGAAUCCCUCUGGCCUAUCUCACCUUAAGUAUGCAGGCUACGUGCAACUACAAUUCAUGUUUCAGAAAUGACAUAAAGAAGCAAGCACAAAAUAAUGAUGGUCAGGAGCCAUUCAGCUUAAUUUCAGCAUUGCUUUGCAGUAGGAAGGAAACCACUCUUUUGCACACACCACUUAAAUCACUGUGAAGCCUGCUUAGGGAUACACCAGUCUCCACUUGAGAAGUCUGUUCAGAACAGUUGUUCCACAGUAAUAAAAUGGGACUAAAGCAGUGCAGACUGGGCUCUGGGGGCCUCUAGGGAUUGACUGCAUAUGAUAGAACUCCAGGGGAACAGCAAGAAUAGGAAUAUGUUUUAGGCUCUUUGUGCUGCAGUGAUGGAGGGACACCUAAAUGCACUGGACCAUCUGUGCCCCUCUCUGAAAGUCUCCACACUUAGCUCUGUUCUAAUACAGACUUCCUUAGUUUGGCGCUCUCCAGACGUGUUGGAUUAUAACUCUCAACAUUCCCAGUCAGCAUGGGAAUGAUGGGAGUUGUAGUUCAACACAUCUGAAGGGAACUAGGCUGGAGAAGCCCGUUCUAAGGUGUGGUGACAUCACUACAGCACAUGAGCAAUAUCACCUCUGCUCUAAAUUCUAUUCCAUCUCCACUGUACAUUUUGAAUUUCUUAAUUCUCAUAAAUCUUUUGGUGGGGAUGAUACAUUUCCCCAAGAAUGGGACUGGGAUGAAUAUAGUCCAGGUCUGUGCUAGAGCAGACAGAAAUGCCACAGUUGCCAUCAUUACACUGCAAGGUUAGGCAGAAGUAGGCAUUAGCUAAUCCUUAAACCAAGGUGUGUGCUCUUUAGUGUACUGGCAGGUGCAGUGGUGGUCACAUUCAAAACAAAAGUGAAACCAGGACAAAGGUGCACAUCUUGGGAAGGAUGGGGUCUGUGUCCCUUCUUAUACAGUGAUCCUAGGACCUUCUUAAAAUAGCACUUCCAGAUGAAUAGAUCCUAGCCACCAAUCAAAAAGCAUUGUGCAGCUGUUCUACCUUUUCCAUCCUAACAAAGUUUUUGUUAUUAAGGAAAUUAAGAAAGAAGCUGUGGAAAAACAUUGGAGCAUUGCAAAUGGAAGACUAAACUGUUUCAAUGGCCAUUGGCUCAGCAAAAUUCUGUGUUUGUGGCAGGACAAUUGUGCAAUGAAAGCCGUGUCUGAAAGCACCCUAGCAAUGGUCUCUCAUUACUGAUUUACUGUGGCUAUAAAUAGACAAUUGUUUGGAAGAGAGCGGUACUGGGUAUCAAAUGGCCAUUAUUGAUGAUGGCAUACAUAUUCAUUUCUUCUGUUCUGUCAUUGUCUUUGGCCAAAUACUUGGUCCUGCACAAGCUGGUUGACACCAUUUAUCGCUCUGAAAGUUUAGAAUUCCUUUGCUAAGCUCCUUUGAGCUCCAUCCUACAUUAAACCUGCCCAGUGGUGAUGCUUCCUUUUACUUGUAAAACAGCAGAUACAAGUUCAUGAUACUUAACUGAUCUAGGUUUACACAGUAACCCAGGUAUCUGCCCUUUUCCCUUAUACCUUCUCUUUUGGGCUGCUUUUCCAAGUCUCUAUUCAAGAUGGCUCAAAAUGAUCCAUGCUGCCACCUGAUGCCAGAAAUUUAUAUAUACUGAAUUUACUAGAACUGAUGCAGCCAGGACAGCAUUAUCAAAAUUGCUGUAUGCAUAAUUAUUUGUCCACUUAAUAUAGGCAGGAAAAAUGCUGUCCCACUGAAGCAGAAUGGCAGAAGAAAACCAGUGUGCCAUCCCUUCUCCAUGCGACAUGGCAUAGGAAAAAAAUACAGCAAAAGAAAAGCAGAAACAUUCUGAUAUGGCCAUCAUCAGUUGCCAUUUCUGAUGUCACUAGUUGGGUGAAUGCAGUGACACGUGUCACAGUUCUGCCUUACAUAUCACCUGCUUGCUCAACCCACAUUUUAAUCAUCUUUCAUGAAGAAGUGAACGGCAAACUUGGUACACAUCAGAUCGCUAUGACAAGUAGUUAGUUGCACAUGAUGGCUACCUCCAUGGUGCUACCGUGUUUAUAUGAACUAGGUUUUCAUUCUCAUAUAUUUCCAGGAGUGUUAUUAAACAAUAUGGAAUAUUGACCUUUUCCAGCAUUUGUUAAGUCUUGGCCAAAUGAGUGUAUGGUUUCUACUGGAAAGCAUAUUUUGAGUUGUCAUCAAGAUGAUGGGGACCUCUACUGCUGGCACUUUAUUCACAUCUGGAUUCACUAGAUGCUGUAGCCGGUGAAUGGGGAACUGCAUAUGUGAACCAGCUUUUAGGUGCUAUAUGGUUAGGCGAGUUCAUUGAUAAAGCUGCUGGCCUUUUUAAUGAAAAGCAUUGGGCUCUUUUCCUUAGCCUGUAGCAGCAGCCUGAUGGGCAGAAGCUGAGUAGGUGAAGAUUUUUUUCACUGUUUUACCUCUGUGCAAGGUAAAGCUUUACCUGUUAUAUACUGAAUAUUAUCUGGUCAGUAUUAAAGCCGCAGAUGCACUCUAGUAAAAGAGCUGGGGGUGGGGUGGUGGGGGGUGAAAGGGAGAGAGAAAGAGACAUAUGGGAGGCUAGUAUGCAUUAGCUGUUAAAGGCACAUAUAUAAUACAUCUAUUCUGAAUACUAAGUAUAGGAUCAAAUGUAA
Varanus komodoensis (Komodo dragon) is the source of this 3623-nucleotide messenger RNA. It is a transcript of the gene MFAP5, whose product is annotated as microfibril associated protein 5. The record is from RefSeq and is a predicted model, not a curated record. Gene Ontology annotation, cellular component: microfibril. The transcript has 8 exons. Gene Ontology annotation, biological process: embryonic eye morphogenesis. The coding region runs from base 63 to 521 and encodes 152 amino acids. Lineage: Eukaryota; Metazoa; Chordata; Lepidosauria; Squamata; Varanidae.